Messenger RNA from Pocillopora meandrina, 17753 nucleotides. NCBI's taxonomy places the organism in Eukaryota, Metazoa, Cnidaria, Anthozoa, Scleractinia, Pocilloporidae. The record is from the annotation of a GenBank genome assembly.
GUUAUUAUUCAAGGAUUUAGAAGCUAUCGUGAUCAAACCAUCAUAGAACCCUUCAGUCCUAAGCACAAUAUUAUUGGUAAGGAUUCUAUGUUACAAGAUCCAUGUUUUCAAAAAUGACAGUGAUAAAUAGAUUUUCUCUAGAUCUGAAGUUUCAUUGUUGAUAUCUGUCAUAAAUCUCCUCUAUUUCAUGUAAUUUUUUUCAUUAAAAUUUUAAGAGUUUUCAUUUGGUCAAGUCAUGAGGAUUAGUAUGCCUUUUGGUUGGAUUUUGCUUACAUCUGAAUCUUUAAUUUUCUGUUCUCGCAGUUGGCAGGAAUGGUUCAGGAAAAAGUAAUUUCUUUUUUGGUAAGUUUGUCUGUUUUUUCAAUACAGUUAUACAGUGUUUGUAAAUAAACCAAUAAUUUCAACUUUUCCUUAUAGCAAUACAGUUUGUCCUCAGCGCUGAUGAAUUCAGUAAUCUUCGACAAGAAGAGCGACAGGCCCUUCUCCAUGUAAGUGAACUUUCACAUGAAAUAUACCAAUAGAUUUGUUUGUCAGCAAAAUGAAAUUGGGGUUUAAAUGAAACAGAAACAGUUGUAGAAAUACAACACAAGAGACUCUGCUACUAUUAGAUUUCUUAAUAUUCAAAUGGAUACAUUUCCCCUGUAACAUCAAAAUUUUGUUGGAGUUUUAACUUAUUUGGCAGAUUAACAAUUUUAUUUGUUUUGUAGAAACUAAUUUUUUUAUGUUUUGAGGAAACCAAAGUUUCUGAUAAAAACUAUUUUAUUUUAUGAUUCUUUGUCUAAGCGGCAGUUAAAGAACAAGGAACAGGAAUGUAAUCUUUUCAAAUUUUCAAACUUGUUGAUUGAUGUGGAGGACAUUUUGAGUGAAUUUCAUAGAAAGACUUAUACAAUAUAAUUGCACACAGAGUUUCUCAUUUUUCUGGAUAAAGUAAAAUUUUUGCUGCAUCUUAUGUUGCAUUUUAGCCAGAAUUUACUUUUUCACAUUGAGAAUGAUCUGCAAAAUUAAAACCUGUAAAAUUUUCAUGCAAUAUGCUAAUGUAAAUUUAUGGAAAUGCACUCAGUCUAAAUUUCCUAACUGUAGGAGGGUACUGGACCACGUGUGUUGUCAGCUUAUGUGGAACUCAUCUUUGAUAAUACAGAUAACAGAAUACCAGUAAGUGUCAAUCAAGUUUUAGUUAUAUUUUCCUUUGUGUAGAAAAUAUGUAAACUUAUAUGGAACAGAGGGAAAACAAGUUUAUAUCAACCCUUUCACUCCCAGCAACGAUAAAAAAAGGAAUUUCUGCAAACAAAAUCAGUUCAUCUUUAAGCUUAAAAUAGAUGAAAAAGAAAAAAACAAAUAUGCAAAUAAAGGAUAUUGUAUAAUUAUUCUUUUCACCAAAUUUUUGGAGCUGAAAUUAUCAGGCAUGUGUAGCAGACAGUGCAGAGAACUGACCACAUUGUCCACCUCUUGAACAACUGGGCCCUGAUGUUUAGAUCUCAAAAGAGAAAGGCUUAAGUGUCAUCUGUACUUGAUUGAUUGAAACCAAUGUCAUUCCACAGGGUUUUUACACUGACACUGAUAUAAACAUCUAGUGAACAAUAACAGUUGCUGUGGAUUAGAAUGAUCUUUACUUGCAUUUCCUAUUCUUUUUCCUUGUAGAUUGAGAAAGAGGAAGUAUCCUUGCGACGGGUGAUUGGUUCCAAAAAGGACCAAUAUUUUUUGGAUAAAAAGAAUGUCACCAAGAGUGAUGUGAUGAAUCUGCUGGAGAGUGCAGGUUUUUCUCGGAGUAAUCCGUACUACAUAGUCAAACAAGGAAGGGUAAGGAAAAAGUCAGAGGUUCUCAGAUAAUUUGUCAUGUUCUCAUAGGACUGGCUUUCAUUUAUUUAGUACUACAGGUAGUUAAUAUCAUUGAAUUAAGUUUGAUUUCUUGUGUUUUUUAGCUUGUUAGUUGACUGUACCUACUUUGUUGCAUAUGGUACUCCCCCUUGUGGUUAUGCCUUAGGCUACCUGACUGAACACAAAUAUCACUAAUGACAGUAGUAUUAAAUUUGUUAUCAUUUGCACCAGAGAAAUUUUGCAAGGCCAAAGUGUUAUUUUGAAGCCCUUAGAUCUUCUAGCUUUCCUGUUCACUUUGAAGCUUGAUGAUGAAGAUUUUGUAAAUGUUUUGAUAUGUUUCAGUAGCUUGAUACUUGUUAUUUUUUUACAGAUCAAUCAGCUAGCUGUGGCAAAAGAUCAUGAAAGACUAAAACUAUUGCGAGAAGUUGCAGGAACCAGAGUUUAUGAUGAAAGAAAGGAAGAAAGCAAGACUAUUCUUAAAGACACUGGUAUUAUCACCGUUUGAUAAAUAUAAUGUCACACAAAUGUUUAUUGACUCCGUAAGGUCAGGCUGGAAAAAAAAAAACAUGGAUUUAAGUCAUGAUGCAGGAAUUGUGCUGUGCUUGGUCUGUAGGUCACUGCCUUGAGCUAAAUAUUUUCCUCUCUGCCUUCCCACCCAGUCAUCAAGUACAAACUACAAUCAUUCAGUUUGAUUGCAAUGGCUUCCCAUUCCUUUUUUUCUGAAUUUGAUUUGUAGAGGGGAAAAAAGAAAAGAUUGAUGAGCUUUUGAAAGAGAUUGACGAACGUCUGGAGACACUGGAUGAAGAGAAAGAAGAACUCAAAGCAUAUCAGAAAUGGGACAAAGAAAGAAGGUAAAUUCAACGCAACUCUAAUAGAAAUUGGUUAAAUGAGUAGUAGAAAGACAAUGAUGUAAAUGUUUUACUGUGAUAAUCAUGUGACAGUAAGUUGUGCAAUAAAAUCGAUCUUAAAAGUUAAAUUCUUACCUCCCAGGUGCCUUGAGUACACAAUCCAUGACAAAGAGUUGCGGGAAACAAGGGAAAAACUGGAUGCGGUGAGGAAUACUGAUUUGCUAAAAAAAUUCCAAUAUAAUUUUGUUUUUAUUUCCAUCAUGAACUUGCAAAAUAGAGAAGGUUUUUUUUCUAAAGUGAACAUUUUUGUGUAGUUGUGAGUACUUGAUCAAUCAGCCUUGCAAUUUAAUGAAGUUGUCUCUUCAUAGAAGGAAAUAAGAUAUCACACAAUGGCUGAGUUAAAACUGUGGAAGAACCAAAAGAACUAAAGAAAAAAAAGAAUUAUAUAAUUAGGUAGCCAAACUAGAGAAUAUUAAAGCAGAUCAGCUGUGUUGAUAGGAACACCAUAAGUUUGUAAAAAAAAGGAAAAACAUUGAAUGUAAUUUUACUAAAACCGUAUUGGUGGAAGGCCAAGCACAUGCAAUCAGGUAAUUAUGUGGCAAAAGAGAGGAUUUUAACACAGAACUAACAUGAACCAAGUCCGCUAAAGUAGUAAAGGGAAUGAUUGAUCCUGGGAUCUGAAGAUUUCAAAUUCAGUUCUUUAAACUUCUUGCAUUACCAUUUUUUGAAAAUAACUAAACCCAGCUAGAAUGCCAAUGCUGUCCUUUAAGCCAGUAGUGUCUUAUUACACUGAUUAUUUAGCUAUUUAUUUGGUAUUGAUUCUUAUUCAGUUGGAAAGUUCCAGACAACAGGAAACAGACAAAGCAAGUUCGCUCCAAAAGGAAAUCAAAGAUGCCAGUAACAAAGUCCAGGUUUGUUAUUAACAUAAUUUAUGCACAUGUGUUAUUAUGUUCUUGUCAUUAAUACUUGCACUUACCAGAGUGGUCUGUAUAGCAGUCAAAUUAUUUUUCUUUCUAAAGGCCCUGUCUCAGAGCCUGCGUGAAGUUAUGGAUCGCAUGACAGCAGCAAACUCUGAGAGACAACAACUUGAUGAAGAGUGCCAGGAACAAGUCAAACAAAGAACAAAACUGGAGCUGGACAUUAAAGACCUGGAGAGGAAUGUCAGAGAAGAUAGUGCACAGAAGGUGAUUCUUCCAUUAAAUAGUAAUCUGAUCUGAAUGUCCCCCUUAGCCUCAGGCCCAAGCAAGUGCCUUCAGUUGCCAAUCCAGGUUUUUAGUCAAUCAUGGUGAAGACUAUGGGGUCAGCAAAAACCUAAAACAAAAAUGUAACUACAGGAAAAAAGCUCAGUUUAUUAUUUCUGUUAGUAACAACUCUAUUUGGUCUUAAGUGUGAUUGUUCCAGUCCCAAGAAAGCCUUUUAAAAGUGCCAGUCAUUGACUUGCACAUUCUGACAAUCUGUGAGUCAUCUCUUGAAUUUAAUAAAGACUUGAGCUCAGGUUAUCAAAACAUCACUCUCUGUUGUUGAAGAUAACUGUCUACAUGUAUAAGGACUUAGUUGCUCUUACUACACAAUGGGCUGUUCAGCUGACCGAAUGGAAAAACAUUUUCUGUCAUGAUAUCACAAUGAUUUUUUUAUUGACAAGUUAAUGAGCUAAGAGUCAUGGACGAAAAUAGCAGAAAAUAAACAUAAAUUUGUGGUAUUGUACAAAAGUAAUGCAAACAGAUUAAGACAAAGUUCCUCAAUGAAGCUUUUUGAAGAAAUUUUGCUCUGAUUGAAAUUCCUGCAAUAGCAACAAACAGUGGGACAGAGAGACUCACUCAAUUGCAUGGAUUAGUGAAGUUUUCUUUGGAUCUUGAACACUUUUUGUUUUUCUCAGAUUCAACACAGAGAACAACUAGAGAGAUUGGAAGAAACAAUCCAGUCAAAAGAGGAAGAACUAAGUGAACUUUUACCAAACUACAUACGGCUCAAAACUGAAGAAGAUGAAUGUUCUGCAAGGUAGGAAAUUGAUUCCUAGAUUUUACAAAUAUUUACACUAUUGUAGAUUUAUUAUUAUUUUUUUUUUUUUGCAUUGCAAGGUAUGCUAUUUUAAUUGUUCCUAGCCACAUUGAAAAAAAAUUAUUUUCAUUGCAGAGGAUGUAUAUGAACAUUGUUUUAAUGAUGAAUCUUUGCAGCAAGAUGUUAUUAUAUUUGUGACUUUGCAUGCUCUAGUUUUCAGGUAACACUUACCAUGAAAUGUAUGAUUAAUUACAAAAUUGUGAAUAUUAAACUGAUUUUCAGAGUGAAAGCCUGUGAAAGAAGACGUACAGAAUUGUAUGCCAAGCAAGGCCGUAAAAAUCAGUUCAGAACUGCUGAAGAAAGAGAUAGAUGGAUUACUGAGGUAUCAUGUUGAAUGUUUAAUAUAUGUUUUCUGUGUAUCAUUCAUUACUUACAUUGCAAAUUAGGCAAAGUGCUUUUACAGCUUUAUUUUAUAUAUCAAUCAUCAUGUGCUCACAAUUACUUUUCUUUUACAGGAGAAAAGCUCCCUAGCAGAAUCCAUAGCCAACAAAGAGUCACAAGUAAGUAGCCUAGAGUGAAUAAAAGUAUUUGGGAGUCUGUUUUUUUUUUUUUUUUUUCUUUUUCUUUUUUUUAAACAAAGACAACUCUCCUUUUUCCUCUUUUUAACCUUGGCGUUCUGGUUUAUAUCCAGUGAGAAUUCUUCUCCAUUCAAUUUUGUGCAUGAACAAAGCAAGUCUUGAAGAUAUGAAAUCCAAAAUUGUUUAAGGGAGGGUACUAUGGUGUAGUCAGUACUGAAAUCAGGUGAUAAUAGUCAUGUGAUGCACAUGAUGAUUUGUAGCUGUUUGUCUGGAAAAGAUAGAACAGCUUGUGACAUUCAUCCUUAUUUAUUCAAGUAGAUAUUAGUAUCACUUUGAUGGUAUGAGAAAGCACUCUUUUUUAAUGGAAGUGGUGGUGUUCUUUUCUCAUAGAUUGCUGGUGUAAGAGCAGAUGUUGAGAAACUAAGGAAUGCAGUACAAGAACUAACAGUUGAAAUACAGGUGAGAGCCAAAUGAGUUAAUUUAUAUAUUUAAAAUUCCUGGUUUCCUUUUACAUUAUUUUUACUAGAUGGGCACCCUUGAGGGAUACAUGCACAAUAAAACACUGUCAUAACUUUGUCCAGACUAACUAACAAGUGAUUGCAUGGACAUGAUGGCAAGGAACAGCCAUUAAGUGACAACUAAAUUUCCUUAUCAUCCACACCUGAAUAAAAUAAGUUCAGGCCUGCAAAAUUCAGCUGGAGAAGUUUGUUUAAUAUGUAGCAUGAAAAUUCGCUGAUUUCCAAUACCCCUUGACAUCAUGUUGUCAAUAAAUUGAUUUAUUUAUCUUCUAAUAGGAAGGUCCACCCCAAUGAUGUAUACACAUAGUUGUUGAUUAGGAAAAAGUACAGUACCACUCGCAUAUAUGUUAAACAAAAAACGCAAAUAGAACAUGCCAAAAAUUGCAUGCAAUUGCAAAUAAAAAAAUCAUGCACGUCAAAAAAACGGACGUACAUGCAUAAGCUUAAGACAUCUGCCUCAUUACAAUGAAUUAAGUAGUCCUUUUGUUUUUUCUAUUGUUGGUUUAUUGUUUUAAAGAAUAGGCUACAAUGUUACAGCACUGAAAUACUACACAGCUACCAAUAACAUGCAAACUUGUUUGUUUGAACCGACCUUCCCAAUAUGCUGUUACCAAUGCGACUUCGUAAUGUACAUGUAUUUGGAGUUCAUUUUUUUUUUUUGACGAGUUCAGUUUGCCAUUAUUUUAAUGGGUAGAGCACCUUACUUUUCUUAGGAAAGAACAGACAAUGUGGAAAAGAGAAGACAAGAUAUUGAAAAAGCAAACAAGAGACAUGCAGAAUUUAAAAAGACAAGAGAUCACACUACAAACAGUAGAAAGUAAGAGGAUUGUUUUUCAUUUAUGUUAUGAAACUUUACCAUGAUGCUAAUCCUCUCCAAUUCAUUAAACCUUUACACCCUAACAUCAGUAUCCAUUUUCUUCAUACUCUUCUUCAUUCCUUUCCUUUGGUACUGACAAGGAGAAUUUAUUUAACAAUUAAAGCUUCGUAGAUUGGCAAUCGUGUCCUUUGUUCUUGUGAUCUUAAUGAAUGAUUCUGCUUUAUUACUGUAAGGAGAAUUAGAUGCAAGACGAUGUUAAAAGGGUGAAGAAAAUCAGUGGUGGAGUAAAAGACUUAGAUUUUGUUGCAACAUCCAUAGUGCAUGUCUAAAUGGGUACACAUAGACAGGGUUAGUCAUUGGCAACCGACAUGAUCUGGAGCUUGCAAAAGCUGUAAUUACAAUAAUUGUGUAAUAUCUGUGGUGAUAGUGAAAUUAUUACUAUACAAUAGGGAGUUAUGGAGGGAAGAAGCUGCAAUUGAACAAAGCAUGCAGAACACACGGGAGGAACUUAGUAAAACUGAGAGGAAUUUAAGGAGUACUGUCAGUAAAGUAUGUAUCUUUGAACAUAUAAUUUUACAUGUGCAUUGUGCUGUUUUCUGGCCAAGUUAUUUCUGCUUAAAUUGUCAGUUCUUCAUGAUGCAUGAUUGUGAGUCAUCAGUGAGAAACAAUUUAUCAUGAAGCUAUUCUGUAGCACUUGAAAUCCAAUUUGUGCUCCUCCAUUUAUUUUUUUUAUGUGUGAGUAUUGUUUCGUUUAAUGUUUUUAAGAAUUUCUGCAACAUGCACACGCUUAGAUUCAUGAUCAUGCAUUAACUUAUGCUCAUGGACACAGAGGCAGAGUGUGGGGUGGGGUGUUCAACUUUGAGGCCCAUUGGUGAACUUGUGAGGAAAAUUAAGAAAAGACAAAAAGUUUUUAUUAAUUGGUUAGGGUUAGGGUUAGUCUGAGUCUGAGGUUAAUCUUUUUUAAUUGGUUUUAUUGAGUCUCAUCACUCACCAAAACAUUGGUGAUAGGAACUUAGAAAAGGGAAGAAAACUCAAGUCAAAGAGCCAAAGAGAACUCUGUUAGCUUCUCUUAUUUGAUUUUUUGUUUUACUUUAAAUCUUCAAUUAGAUUACUUAACACAUUUUUGCAUUUGACAUCUGGGCAUUAUUGAGUUGAGGCCAUUUGCUCUGGCACUGAGUUACUCCAUGUCAGGUUAUGUGUCUCAUACUAUGUGAUUGUGUUUGGUUUUGAUAGUGAUUUUAAGAGUUUGAUGUACUGCAUGUAAUCAUGAACAUGCAUUUUAACUUCCUUGCAUUACUUACCACAUGAUGUUCAUGAUUAUUUUUAUUACCACAGCAUGUCAGUAAUGGUAUUGACACAGUGAAGAGGAUUGUUCAAGAGAGAGGCAUUGAUGGAGUCCAUGGCCCACUUAUUGAGAAUUUUCAAUGUGAUAAACAGUUCUUUACUGCGGUAGAAGUUACAGCUGGAAACAAGUAAGGAUUUCCUGUGAUCCUAUGUUUGGUUAUCUUAGGGUAAUGAAUGCACACUGUGCUUUAGCUACUUAUAAAUUUUGUUGAUAAAUAACAUUUGGGACUGGGGAAACAAAUACAUGAUGAUCUAAUAUGUUUGGUUAUCUUAGGAUUAAUGAAUGCACUCCCCCCACUGAUGCUUUAGCUACUUUUAUAAAUUUUGUUGACAGUUCAACAUUUGGGACUCCAGGGGAGAGAGGUAUUGUGAGAGUUAAUUGGUUUUCCCAAGAACACAUAGCUAGGUCUUGAACCUGUACUUCUUGUCUAGGACUCCAGCUCAGUAACAAUUAGGUCACUGCAUCUCACGUCAUACAUGUAGCUGAAUGUCAGAGGCAGGCUAACAUUAUUCUCAAUUUCUUUCCAACAUUCAACUGAUUUUGGCAUAUUUCUUAUUUCUUUAAGUUGAAAAGCUAUUUCUUAUUCCUUUCUUAGAUAAAUUACUUCCUUGAAUUAGCCCCACUCCCUCCCCCUUUAAAAAUUGGUUUCAUAAAUAUUUGUCUUUACUUUGUAGGCUCUUUCACAUCUUGGUGGAUUCAGAUAAAACUGCUGCACAGAUCUUGUCCAUCAUGAACAAACAUAAAUUACCUGGAGAAGUCACAUUUAUGCCACUCAACAGACUCCUCAGCAAGGAGCAACAGUACCCCAGCACGCCUGUUAGUAACCCUGAAGUACAUUUUGAAAGAAAUGAUAAAAUUAAUCAUAAUUAUUAACAACUAAUUUAUGAUUACCUUUAUAUUCAAGACUUUCUUUAAGUUAUAUUGAGGGUUGUCUGAUAUCAUCUUUGACAGUUGAGCUAUAUUGUACUCCUAACUGCACAUUCACCUUAUUCUUGAAUGGAACAAAAUACAUCAUUCUCUUGUUUCCAUGUGAAUUGCCCUGUUUUAAGUUAAAGGUUUGUUUGAGUUCUGAGGAGACAACACAGGAAAAUGGGACUAGUUGUCAUAAAAGUAAAACAAAAAAAAAAGGCACCUCUAUAUCUGGUCCAAUGAAUAGAUGUCUUACUGUUUUAACAAUUAUUUUCAGCUUCUAAGAACUAGUAGGAUAGACCUGAAAAAAAUUGUCCAUCAAGAGACAUACUUUGUUGUGAAGCUAUUUGGGUCCAGAUAAACCUUAAAUUGGUUUAUUUUUGACCACUCUUCUUUUAGCUUUUAUGUUGAGGUUGGGCUUUGGACCUGAAUUUUUUCAGGUCCAGCAACUACAGUUUGUGUCUUAAAUUCGUUUCUUCACUGCCAUGUCAAUAUAUGAAUUUCAUAUAUCUAAAAUCAUUAAUUAUUUUCAGGAUGCCCUUCCAAUGAUUAACAAAUUGAGGUUUGAGGAAGCUUUUAGACCAGCUAUGCAGCUAGUCUUUGGUAAAACUCUUGUGUGCCGCAAUCUUGAAGUUGCCUCACAGUUCUCCAAAAGUGAAAAUAUGGAUUGUAUUACUUUAGAAGGUACAUACUGUAGUUUUUCCCAUAACAAUAUUUUUUGCUCUAAGUUAAACCUUUAAGAUUUUUAAAUAGACAUGUGCACAUAUGUUUCAGUUAUUAAAGUUAGAUUAAUGAUAUUUGACAAAGUUGAGCUGUGAAAGUCUCUGGAGAAACUAUGUUCCUUUUAUAUGUGUGUCAAAAUGCUCUUUCUUUUCUGUUUUCUGAGCAGUGUAGCUUCUUCUAUGCACAAUACAACCAUCUGAGUGAUAAAUGCUAUCAGCAGUGGUAUCUUAGCUGUAGAUGUGCAUGAACAAUUUUGUAUUUGUCCAUAAUGUUCACUUUGUAAAAUGUAUUCUAUAUACAAGGCUAAAAAAAUUAAAAUGUUUAAACCAAAUGUUUUCCGCUGUUUGCCAUCAUCAGGAUUAAAAAGACGACCGUCCGACGGUGAUGACCAGACGGUCAUUUUUUUUACCCUGAUGAUGGCAAACAGCCGAAAACGUUUGGUUUAAAAGCCUUGUAUAUAGAAUACAAUUUUGUAUUUGUGUUUUUAUGCUUUUAUGUAUUUGUCACAGGUGACCAAGUUAGUCGUAGGGGUGCCCUGACAGGUGGUUACUAUGGGAACAGAAGGUCUCGCUUGGAGCUACAGGACAGUAUUUGGAAAUUACAAGAAAAAGUUGAAGGAGAAGAAACACGAAGAGAUCAACUGAAGGCUGACUUAGAAAGUAUCCUCUUGUAAUGAAAUUUACUUUUGGCACAAAAUUAUUUGUAUUCUGUAAGAAAGGGUCUCUUGGAAUUUUUGAAAAGUUUGGCAAUUGAUUAAGGUUACAAGUGAUUGUGCAACUGUAAUGUAUACCUAACAUAGUUUAUCUUACACAAAGGGAUCAGGAGUUACUUUUAUUGAGAUUGGAUGCAAGGCCAUUGCAGGCAACCUCCCCAACCCCCUCCCCCCACCGCAUUUUUUGUCAGGUCUCUCUGACACUUCUCGGGAACUAACUUACUCUCCUGGGUUGAGAGAGGCACUGGAAGUGGAAGUCUUUUAAAACGGAAUCUAUUACACGAACCAUUCAAUAGCUGCAUCCUUCAUUGUAAAAUCAACUUCAUUUUUGUUAUCAUAAAGAAACAUUGUUGAAAUAUCCUUAACUAAAUCUCAGAACUUGAUUCUGAUGUAACAGUCGCACUCGGAGAAUUACAAAAAGUAGAAACACAACAAGUGCAGCUAAGGUUAAUAUACAUACAUCGCGUUAUUUGAGUUGAUAUUUGGCACUUUUUUGCACAGUCAUUAUUAUUUAAAUUACUCCACAAUGAUUCGCUCCUCAGAGAAACAUACGAGAAACAGAAGAUUGAUGUGAAAGCUAAAACUCAAGAAAAGAAAACAGCUGAACGAACUCUGGAGUCAAAAGUAAGUGACUUUGGUACAAAUGGUAACGUAGUUUGUUGUAAUUUUGUAGUCCUUGUUUUUUGUUUCAUUUUGAAUUAAGGGUUUCAGUUGUAGAUUCUCGUUAACACCAUUCCUGUAUAAGUAUUAUUGCCUUGUUUCUUUUUGUCUGUCUGUGUUUCUAUCUCAAAACUCGAGCCUCGAAACUCGAUUUUAAUUCUCGAAAGUUUUGUGAAUCGAGUUUCAAAUCGACACCGUUUACUUAGAGCAUCUUAAGCGGAACUGUUCAUGUGUGUUUGUUAUCUUUGCAGGAGCAAGGGCUGUUACACUUUGAAGGAGAUCUGAAAUCCAUGCGUAGCACCAUGAGAGCUUUAGAGGAGGAACUGGGAACUGCUCUUGUGUCACAACUUAGUUCGCAAGAUCAAGAAGAGGUAGGGAAUAUAUGACUUUGUACUGGCCAUUCUUUUAGUACAUUCUAAUCCGUUUUUUCCUUUUUUUUUUUUUUUUUUUGUUUUUUUUGUCGAUGGCCAUGGGAUAAAGGAGAACGAUUACGUCAAAAUCAAAAAUACAGUUUUUCUCAACCUCGUUCUCUACUUUAUGUGUUCAUUACUUUGGUAGAUCUCCACGUAAGGCUGAACACAAUGUAACUCCGCUGUUUGAGAAAGCUUUCUUGCUUAUAUUUUACCUGUUAUGUGAUGUUGUUCUUUUGGAUUUUUCCCAGGUGGAUAAUUUAAACGGUGAAAUUAUGGCUCUCCAAGAGAGGCUAAAAACCGCCCUGUCAAACAGAACGAAGGUAAAGAUUCGCUUUUAAUGCAGAUAGCAUGAGGAAGUGAAUAAUUUUUGGGUAGUAAUUUGAGUUGAAAUGCUAAUGGCAUAAAUCUUCUGUAGAUCUCUUUCAUGAAUGGCGGACUCAAUUCCUAUUUUAUUACAUAGAAGUAAAUUAGCCUUUUUUCAGCCUUUACAGUACGUUUCAAAACGUGCCCGAAAGAAAGAUAACCAUGACCGCCACUAGGGAAGGGGUUUAUGUCACUGCUUCGGGAUUAUUUGCUGCUAAUAGCAAGGGCGUGUACCAAAAGUCUUGUUAACUCAUCAUAGCGGACUUCGGACUUGACGCCUUUCCGAGGUUUUCUUAUAUUGCCUGUUUCUUUCAGCUCGAAGCCAAAAAGAACACCUUGGAAAAUGUACUCAACAACAAUUUGAAAAGAAAACGAGAAGAGUUGAAACAGGUGCGGUGGAUUGUCUUUUCUAGUGGCUACUGAGUUCUUUAAUAAGAGAAUUUCAGUGAAAGUUUAGUGUAAAAGAGUUGGUGGCAAUGUAUAGUGUUGUUAUACUAUUCCAUUUCUGCCAAAAUGUAGCCAAACUAGAGGGCAUUCUCUGUUACAAGAGACAAAAAAAAAUCAAACUUCCUUGAGAACUAGAAGGGUUUGGCUACAACCCCUUUUGGCCCCCUUCUAUAUCAGCGCUAGAGAUUUAUACUUAAGGAAAAUGAAAAUCGCCACUCAUUAUUUUGUUCUCCGGUUUGAAUUCUUUUGCUUAGAUUCGGAAUGCGUUUAUGAUAAAUUACUCAAAAGUUAGCCUGACAUAAUCAGUGCAUUGUGACAGCGACGCUCCACGUAGAUAUGCGACGAGAUAUCACUUAAUUUAAGGUUGUUAACUAUAGUUUUCUCGGGUAUUGGUCCUGCCGAAAAGGCCUCUGCGGGGAAGGAGCAUGGGCUCAUUUCCCGGACAGCGGUUGGUAAUCGAGCCUACUUCAGUUUGGUAGUAUUAAAUAGUAUUAAUUAUUAAUUUUAUCAACCCUGAGAUGGAAAUUGUGCAUGGUGGUAAACUUGAAUAACUUGCUUCGUUAAUUUCCGCAGUCCCUCGAGGAAAUCUCACUGGAGGACCGCAAUUUACACCUGGAGACACUCAAGAGUGACUUACAUACAGUGUUGGAGGUUAUAUCUCAAAGUUCAGCUCAACAAAAAGGUAUAAAAAGUCCUUUCCAAGGUGCACAGGUGACCUUUGAAUUCAUUUCACUUCAAAGAUCUUAGUAGGAAUUCUCGUUACUGUCCAAUUACACUCACAAUUCUUAUGGUCUUAGUUUAGAGAAUUUGGUAUUGGAUCAACUAAUCAUCCCUUUGCUGGGGAUUUUUCUCUUUUCUUAUCUCUUUUCUGUUUGAUAUUGUAUUUAAUUCUUUAAGGAGAAAUUCUGUCUCGGUCACUCAUUGUAGUUAAGAUCGUCGCUGACGACAACUAAGGUCCAUUAGUUUUCAGUGUUGCGUGCUAGAGUGUGUAACUUUCUGUGACCAAAACGUGUUCAUGUUCAGUUCGACCCCUAGCGUCAUUGCUUAGAACAGUCCUGACAGUCGCAUUUGUACGACCUUCUCUAUGUAGAACUUGAAGAAGAAAUAAGAAAUCUCACCCAUAGAAAGUCAGAGCUACAAACUUCGCUGGAUGAAUGGAAGGUACGGCAAUUUAGUGUAAUUUUUUGGUAGGAGGCGGGGAAAAGGUGUGAUUUGAUUUGCUCUUAAUUGUAAUUUUCACGGUUAACGAUGAAGAUAACUUGUGCCUUGCAAAUGAGCUAACUCAACAUGUACAUCUUGACUUUCCCAGAGCGUUGAGAAGUUGAAAAGGGACGCUAUCGAUGAUGAUGCUAAACACAUGGAGAAAAUUGCUCACAAGAGGAGUUUGCUUAUGAAGAAAGUAAGAAUAUUUGAGGCCAGUUUUUUAAUUACUUUUAAAGAUAAUUAGAUCUUUGAAUUUAAAACUAUUAGAUGGGUAGUGUUUUUCGAGGGAGAAAGAACUACAGGAAGAGGUAAUCAUGCACAAAAAAGUGUGAAUUGCAGCUUUAUAAUUGUUAAUUGAUAAAUUUAAUGCUGUACUUAGCGAGCUGGUGACGAGAUUGGACAAACUUGGGAACUAGAGAGUUGCCAUGAGAUAACCAUGAUAGAUUACCAUAGGAUAAGACCAAAUUAUUGAAAUAAAAUGACAAGGAAACUAGGUGCCUAUUGUUAAAGGUUUGAUUGUGAUCUUACAGAAAGAAGAUUGCACCAAAAAGAUCCGUGAGCUAGGAUCCCUUCCAGCGGAUGCAUUUGACAAGCACCAAAAAACUCCGGUUAAAGCGGUAAGUUGCAGUUGACAAUAAUUAAAGAGCUUAAUUUAAAUCUUUAUGAAAGGAAGUAUGGACGAAGAUAAAUUUUUGUCCGUCGGCGAGAGGCCUGUAUAGGAAACAAAAACUCUUUGAAAUCAAAAUUGCUCUCGCAAGCGCACUAAGAGAAAAAAGUAAUUACUAUAGUUAACCCAAAAGUAUAUUUACGUGGCUUUAGCUCUGGUGCUUGAAAAUAAAACUGCAAAAUAAGCUCCCAUUAGAAGUUUCAGCAUUCCCCAACCGCAACAAAUUUUGGUCCCGAAAUACUCUAGACUUUUUUAAAUUCAGAAAACAAAAAUCUCGCCAAAGUCUCGUGCUACACGGCAAUUUUAUUUAAAAUUUUUUUAUUACCAUUAUUAUUUUCCGUUUUUUCUCUAGUUGUGGAAGAAACUGCAUCAGUGUAAUGAGGAACUGAAGAAGUACAGCCAUGUAAAUAAGAAAGCGUUGGAUCAGUUUGUUAACUUCUCUGAACAGAAGGAAAAGUUAAUGAAACGAAAGGAAGAACUUGAUAAAGGAUACCAGGUACGCAAUAACAUUGCUACAAUCUCGUUUACAAUCGGAUAAAGACUCUUUUAUUUUGAACCAUUUUUGUCCCUUCCGAGUUUGUUACCACUUAUCUCCCUCCCUCCCAGGUCCCUGUUGAGUGUUCAGGGUCUUAACUGCCGGAACUCAGUUCGGUUUCUGAAACGUGAUUGUUGAUUCUCCUGCUGAACGGGAUUUCAGUCCAUAGCUGGGUACCCCUAACAUUUCAUCGAGUGUCCUUGACAUCCAGAUACCUUAAAGAGGGUCAGAAAGAUCGUUAGACCUUUCUCGAAAACACAUCACUCAAAUCCUAAUCACGGCUCGAGUCAGGACCUCUCGGUCUGGUUUCCAGCGCACUAACACCAAUGAAUCUUCCACUCCUAAAGGUCGUUAUGUUUAGUCGUUGCAUGCAGCUGUGGGUUUCGCAUUUUAUCUUUAAAACGCGUGAAAGAAGCAUGACAGCAGUCCUUUUUGCGUCGUUUACUGGCAAAUUUUGAGUUUUAUAUUUUACUUUUACUUUACCAGUCUAUCGUGGACUUGAUGGAUGUUCUGGAGCUCCGUAAACACGAAGCAAUUCUCUUCACGUUUAAACAGGUACCGUAUUUCCUGAGCCUUAAUUUGCGAAUGACCCCUCCCCCCUUUCUCUCCCCACCUUUAUCAAGGGAAAAACUAAAUUUUGGAAUUCAUAAAACAACUUGGCAUCCCUCCAAAUGCUAGUAAGACGAUGAUGAUUGUAGGAUACUUUUAUUUUCCUUUGUAAAAUAUAAUUUGUCGGAAGUUGGGGUCAAAGACAGAAGGAUCCUUCGAGAUCUACAACAGAACUUCAUCGAAAGUACCAAAAAGCUACACAUUAGACGGUCACGUAAUUGAUAAAAUUUUUAGAGUGGUUAACUCAUUUUAUAGGAACUAAAGACUAUUAUUGAACUUUGUGACUUCAUGCUUAUGUUUUAUGUGUUUUACAUAAACAGAUGUCUCACAACUUUACUGAGGUUUUUAAACAGCUUGUUCCUCAUGGGAAAGCUACUUUGGUGAUGAAAACAGAUCCGGUGGAACAAACGGUAAAGUUUGACGUUUUUCGUGUUUGGUGUAUUAACGAAAAGACAUGGUGGCAAGACAAAGCCGCCUGAAAUCUGUUUGACUCUCGUGGUGACGUCCUUGCAAUGUCCGCCCUUCACUUUUGCUUUGCUGUACUCAUUCCCUUUGUUUGUUUUUCUGUUUUACACUUUGCUUUUCUUUUGAUGUGUAAACAUUUAAUAUAAUCUCUUAUCUUUCAGUAUCUUUCGCCACCACCUCUCGAGUGGUAGUAUAUUGCCCUUGCGUCUAUUCCCAAAUGGAUGUGAAAGUUUAUUGGCAAUGCAAAGUUACACAAUUCAAUUAAAUGUAAUUCGUACCUGACAUCAUUGUCAGUUAGAAUAAGUAAAAAGGCAAAGAAGGAGAGACGUAUAUCGCAAGGUAACUGAAUGACUCCGUAAAUCGAAUGGGACAAUUGCUAGUUUCUUAAUAUAAUUUUUUUUACUUGACUCCAGGAGGAGGAAGAAGACAGCGAGGCUUCUCAGUCACAGAGAUCUGUGCCUCUUGUGGAUCAGUUUACUGGAAUAAGUAUCAAGGUAAAGUGACCCGCUGUGUAAAAUCAUCUGAAUGUGAACUUAACUUUCUUUUCUUUGACGUAGAACUUGUAGAAUACCCAUCGUCGGGAACUGUUUCCUUGUUCACAACCGCCGAGCAGUAGUUUGUACACAAAAAUCUUCGACAAAUUUUCAGUGAUCCCAGUCAGAGUUUGACUCGAACCACUUCACACAACUCUGUAAUAACCUUGUGAUCCUGUCUCUCGCUAAUCCUCUGACUCCCACGCAAGAUUAACAUGUAACCUUCCGCUAGUUCAAUAGGCAAGUUACGAGAAAAUACAAACUUAUCAGCUUUAAAACUUUUUUCUUGAUGUAACGCCAAAUUCCCUCAUUUUUGGGCAAGGAAUAUGUGCAAGCUCUAGGGGAGACUUCCCUAAUUUGAUAUUUGGAGUCAUAGAGUUACGGUAUUGCCGCUCAAGUCUUCAUAAACUCAUCGGUGUCAUUGGUGUGUUUGUAGGUGUCUUUUACCGGGAAAUCCGCCGAAACUCGUGAGAUGAAUCAGCUAUCCGGGGGACAGAAGUCUUUAGUAGCCUUAGCACUGAUCUUCGCCAUUCAAAAAUGUGACCCGGCGCCUUUUUAUUUAUUCGAUGAGAUUGACCAGGCUCUGGAUCCUCAGUUCAGAAAAGCUGUUGCAGGUACUUUUCAGGCUUUUGCUCUUUAUUGUAGACCGAGACUAAAGAUUGCUUUCUCACCUCCACUAAUGGUCAGUUCUUUUGCCACAGCUGUCCCUUAAAUAGACAUACUGACAGGCAGACGGACAGACAGACUAACAGACAAACUAUAGACAGACUGACUGACUGACUGACUGACAGUAAGACGAACAGAGACAGACGGACGGACAAACAGAAAGACGAAUAGAUGUAAUUUAUUUAAGCUGUAAAAUUUUGUUACUGUGGGGUGGCAGUUAAGAUAUGUCUGUUUAUGUCAAAACAAGAACUUUCCAUCGGAUUGUUUAGACGUUAGGGGUAGAUUUGGAGAAGAUACAAGCCUGUACAGCCUUUUCCUGAGGUUAGUUAUGCCCAGAGAAGGCAGUUGAUAUGGUAGUGAGAAGUACACGUCAAAUCGUGAGGGAUAAUAAAUAGUCCCUCCCUCCUAAUAAACAGAGUUUCUCGUAUGGUUAUCGUUAUUUUAGUUACUCACAAGAGAUUUUGGUUCUUUUGUCCAAAGAAAUGCUCCGUAAAUUGGCUGAGAAAGCUCAGUUUAUCACUACCACAUUCAGACCCGAGCUGUUGGAGUCCGCUGACAAGUUUUACGGCGUGAAAUUCCGAAACAAAGUCAGUCAUAUCGACGCGAUUACCGCUGAACAAGCCAAAGACUUUAUCGAGGACGACGCACAGGAGAAGUAGAUACAAUUUCAUGGUUCAUAGUUGAGGGCAGUUCUUUGAAGAACACGCUCGAUUUAGUGGACCAGCCCUCACAGAUAGUUCACGCAUUUUAAAAGUCAUGCGUACACAAAACGAAAUUGCUCUAUCUAAAAGAUAGGUGGACUUUCAGAAACUACCCUUCCAAGUAAUGCCUUCCUCGUUACACUAUUCAGAAGAGAUUGCGCUAUUAUAUUAUAACAGAAUUAUUGGUUAUAGUGCAAGGUUGUUGUUCAUCUUGUCAAUAAAUGGGAC